GGGACGAGGACGGACAGACGAUGUAGAGGCUGCAAUUUUUUUGGUUUAUUGGACAUUUUGGACAUAAAUGGCACGGAUGGAAAGAGGAGGAAACAGGGAAUAUAGGGAGAAAUCAUCCACCAGCUAAGAGGUACUACUUGCAGAGACAUGUGAAGAUAUUCCUGCAAAAACAAACCAUUACUGAUGUCAUGUGAAAACCUCAAAUAAAAAAAAAGAAGUUACUAGAAAUACAGACCAAAAGUUUAAAAUCCGUUAAGAGAAGAUGCGGCUAAGUAAGCUGUUGACAUCGUUGAAGUUUAAAGCUCAUGAGCUUAAAAGUGAAAAUCAAGGUUACAAAUCUAAAAUCAAUAGAGAUGUUUAUGUUACUUAAAACAGUUAAUUAACCUGAGAUUAAAAGGAAUGUAAGUAUCUAGCUUUCCAGUAACAAGUAGGUAAUGUGAGUUUAAUUUAUUUUCCUCAAGUCACAUGUAGGUAAUAUGAAUGUAUAUUUUAGAUAUAGGACCAAAUUAUUGUACCCUAUUUAACCAAAAUGGAAAAUGUUGGUAAUAAAAAUCAGCAGAGUGGUGUUGAUAAGGAGACUGAGGAAGGGGAAGAUAUGAUAAAGUGUGAAAAGUGCUGUUCCCUUAAUAAUGGGUGUUGUAUAAAGUGUUCUGCAGAGUCGGCAUCCGUCGGCAGGAGAGAUGAUCACAUGUACUACACAACUCUUGAAUCGAAAGAUAUAGAGAAGAGGUACACAUGUGAAGAGUGCGGCUCCACUUUUAAAAGGUGGAGUUUGUUGCAGGCUCACAAGAGGAAGCACAGUGAUAGUCCACCCUUUUCUUGCUGUGAUUGUGGAAAACAGUUAGAGAGCAAGGAUGAGUGGGUAGAUCACAGGGAGGUAGGAUGCAGUUCAGCCAAUGUCCACUCAUUCCCACGCACCAACCACAAUGUUUUGCUCAAUGGAAAAAGACAAGGAUCACGCAGGGGAAAGAGUUUCAAGUGUGCCCUUUGCACCAAAUCUUUCAAGUCUUUGGGUUCGAAGAAUGAUCAUGAACGUAAUGUACAUAAUCCUGUGCGGUGUUACAGCUGCAAUGAGUGUGGAAAAUCAUUCUAUAAAAAGUAUAACCUCAAUAUUCAUAAGGAAACACAUAGUGACGAUCGAUCUCAUGUGUGCAAAAUGUGUGGCAAGAAAUUCAAGACUACUCAGGGGUUAAGAAUGCACAUGGAAAGUCACUCUAACGAAAGGCCUUUCAUGUGCGAAAUCUGUGGUAAAAUUUUCAAGACUCGGGCUGUCCUGGAAAGCCAUACAGCAAUCCACACUGGUGAGACUAAAUAUAGCUGCAGUGUCUGUGGGAAAGCCUAUCGCUACCGUGCUUCAUUAUUCAUUCAUAUGCGCACUCAUUCAGGAUACAGACCAUACAGUUGCACUGAGUGUGAUGCAUCUUUCAUGGUGAAGAGUCAUCUUACAGAACACAUGAGGAGCCACACUGGAGAACAUCCUUUUGUGUGUAAAUUUUGUUCUGCAUCUUUUACGAGGGCUAUUAGCCUGAAGAAACACCUGAAAUCACACGUAAAGGCAGGUUGCAAUGUGAAUAUAGAUGCUGCAAUGUAUCAUGCAAAAGUGCAAGCGUUCGUAAAGCCACGGAAGCCAUACACAUCCCUCACUGAACCAAAUACCACUUCUGCAAUACCUAAGCUAACUCACAUCAUGCAAGAUAAUGUAUUAUUGAAUGCUAAAGAGAGAAUUGAGCUUUUUGUGGACCAGCCAUCAAAUGAGAAAGAACUUACUGUCAUUAAAGUUUCAUGUUUAGACGAGACAGGAUUAUGUGCCUUUGAUAUUGUACAGACUUCUUCAGAUUAUGACCUGUUAUGUAAAUCAGGUACUAGUGAUUUAAUUGAUCAUCAGACCAGUCACAGCACAAAAGAGAAAAAACUGUGUAUGGAAAAGAUUCAAGUCAUUUCUAGUUCCGUGAAUGGCAGAAUGGAUAAGGAUGUCAGAACAGUAACAUCCCCAGCUACAGGGAAUGCCCAGAAUACUGUCAAUGGGGAAAAAAUUGAAGAGUCUGGCCUUCCUUCUUGCUUGACACAAGAGGGUAGCAUCCAUAUUAAAAAGGAAGAGGAAGAGAUAGCCAAAGAUUGGUUAGAUUCUCAGGAAGUUAUUGCGGAUGCAGUACUGGAAUUGAGUGUCAACAACAAUGAUAGAGAAAGUAGUGUUCAUUAUAACCUAUCAGAGACAGACCAUCAGAAAGUCAUUGUGACAGAAGUGAUUGCCAGUGAAAACUCAAAAAUUUCAACCCAGUUAGAACAGUCCAAUAAUUACAAUGAAAGGAAAGAGGCUGCUGUAAAAAGUGCUGUUGUUAGGAAAUCAGGCCCCAUAGAUGUAACAUUUGAGAGUUUGGAACUUAAAGAAGUAUUAUUACAAAAAUGCUCUUACUGUGACAAAGUUUACGUGUGUAAAGAGUUUGGGGAGGGUAAUGAAGUCUGUCAGGAUUGUAAAUCUUUACAACAUUUAAAGGCAGUAGAGAAUAGCAAAUCUUCAGCCCAUUUACAAAGUCAUGAUAUUCCAGACGAUCGAACACCUUUUAGAAAUAAAUUAGUAAGCAGGGAUAGUGAUCCAUAUCAUUGUGACAUAUGUUGGGCUUCAUUCACCUUUAGAAGUGACCUGAGGAAGCAUGUAAAGCAGCAUUCAAGUAGAUACCCACAUAUAUGCAAAAAGUGUGGUGAGUCAUUCCAACAGGAAAUAUUCUUAUCAAAACAUCACUGUGGUAUACCUAUUAUAGAUGCUGAUGUAAUUUCAAAUAGAUGUGUGUCAAAGACCAUAGACAGGUCUUUGGAGUAUGAGUGUAAUAAAUGCAAAAAAAUAUUUCCAAAGAAAUUCAUUUUAAAGGUACAUUAUAGAAAACAUACUGGUGUAAAACCUUUCAAGUGUAAAAUGUGUCCAAAGAGAUUCAUUUCAGCGACCCAUCGCAAGGUACAUAUGAGAUGCCACACAGGGGAACUGCCAUAUGAAUGCAGAGAUUGUGGUAAAUACUUUCGAAAGAAGUCAGACCUCGCAGGCCACCAUAAAACCUGUGAGAACCAAGAAAAUCAGAGAAUGAACUGUAACCUCCAAGGGUUUGGGAUAUCCAUUAAAGAAGAACCCAUUGAAGAGGACGUAGAAGAGAUGUUAGAGGGAAAUAGAAAUAAAGGGACUUUAAUAGAAGGAAUAAAAAUUGAGGAUCCAAGUGAUGAAUCUAGCCUCAAGCAAGAAUUAGUGGAAGAGGAGGAAAUCAUUCAAUCUUCACAUUCUAGGUCAUUGAAAUGUAGGUAUUGUGGCCGUACCUUCAAGUUCCAUAGUGUACUCCAAGCUCAUGAACGAAGUCAUACAGGUGAGAAACCAUUUUCAUGUUCGGUGUGCAAUAAAGCCUUUUCCAAGAAGAGUAACAUGGAAGUCCACAUGAGAAUUCAUACUGGUGAGCGCCCAUUUCUUUGUGAUUAUUGCGGUAAAUACUUUGCAUAUAAGUACAGCCUGGAAGCCCAUAAGCGCUUACACACCAAAGAAAGACCCUUUACCUGCAGCGUUUGCGGGAAAAGUUUCCGACAUGAAGCAAGUAGACAUGUACAUAUGAAGAGACACUUUGGAGAUAGGGCAUUCAAGUGCGACCUCUGCCCCAAGGCAUUUGUGGCAAAGGUUGAUCUGGAAGGUCAUCGAAGAACUCACACUGGAGAGAAGCCUUUUCAGUGUGAGCUGUGUAAUCGUUCUUUUAAAUUCAGACACCAUUUGACAGAGCACCUUAGGUACCAUACUGGUGAGAAGCCAUACAAAUGCUAUUAUUGUGACAUGACGUUUGCUCGUGCAGGAACUCGAAAGACACACAUGAAAAAGCAUGCAAGUAUCAUAAAGUGAGUGGGAGGACACUGAAGGUCUAAUUCAACAACACAGUAAGGGCUUCCUGCUAAAAGAUGAAAGAUAUGCCAAAAAUUUUACUCUGUGAUAAUUUUGCUGAUGAAUUAAGGAUAAGCCUCUGUAGUGAAUGGCUGAUGGUUUGCCUGUGAAAGGUGAAUUAGGAAUUUGAUAUAUCUUUUUAUUUUUGAUAAAGUUAUGUUAUGAUUAUGUAUAUUCAAAGAUAACCCUGAAAACAGAGAUUGCGAGGAACUGUAAUAAAUUAUUGUUUUCUGAA
This is a messenger RNA of Penaeus vannamei (Pacific white shrimp), 4139 nucleotides long. The record is from RefSeq and is a predicted model, not a curated record. Lineage: Eukaryota; Metazoa; Arthropoda; Malacostraca; Decapoda; Penaeidae.